UCAAUACAUACAGAGCCAUGCGUAGAGCGGUGAACUCUUGCAUACUUUCGUAAAUGGAGUAUACAUAUUAUCGGACUGUUGAUUGUAACAGCCGGUAGCACGCGCGAGAGAGAGCGAGAGCCGCACAGCAUACUUAGAAGCCUAUCGCACAACAGAAGAAAUCAAUCUAAUAUGAAUAGACAGGAUACCUAAUGUUCAUCGAAACUUCUGACAAAUGGCAACUUCUUGAUUUGACUGGAAAGUGUAUGUGAGCGAGAUUGAACUAUUAAGAGGGAGCAGUAUGGUGUGGCUAUACGUAUCGGGGUGCUGUCUGUUGGCCUUUUUCGUGCCUACCUGGUGUAGUGACGAUGCCAAAAGGCUAUACCACGAUCUACUGGUGGAAAGACACUAUAACAAACUCAUCAGACCGGUCAGUAACAGUUCGGACAAACUUGUGGUCAAGAUGGGCAUACGACUCUCCCAGCUGAUAGACGUGGACGAGAAAAACCAAAUUAUGACUACAAACGUCUGGCUUCGUCAGGAAUGGUAUGACUACAAAUUGAGCUGGCAGAAGGCAGAGUAUGGAGGGGUGGACCGACUCUACGUCCCCUCAAAACAAAUAUGGCUACCGGACAUCGUACUUUACAAUAAUGCUGACGGCCACUACGAAGUGACCUUGAUGACAAAGGCCACAUUACACCCAAACGGUAAAGUUGUUUGGGAGCCUCCUGCAAUCUACAAGUCGUCGUGUCAGAUAGACGUGGAGUUCUUCCCCUUUGAUAUCCAGCAGUGCAGCAUGAAGUUCGGGUCGUGGACGUACGACGGCGAUCAGGUCGACAUCAUCCACAUGUGCUCAGACGAAGCCAUGGACCGGAAGUUGAUUGCAGAGGGUAUUGACCUGCGAGAUUUCUACCCGAGCGUAGAAUGGGACAUCCUUGAAGGGACCGCCCGGAAGAACGUCCGCCAUUAUCCCUGCUGUCCCGAGCCGUAUCCAGAUAUCACAUUUAACAUCACAAUGAGGCGGAAGACUCUGUUCCACACAGUCAACCUUAUCAUCCCAUGUGUCUCAAUCUCAUUCCUAACUGUCCUAGUGUUCUAUUUACCCUCAGACAGCGGAGAGAAAAUUACUCUGUGUAUCUCCAUUUUGCUCUCGCUUACUGUAUUUUUCCUGCUGUUGGCGGAGAUAAUUCCGCCUACCUCCAUAGUGGUGCCCCUGAUCGGCAAAUACCUCCUCUUCACCAUGAUCCUGGUUACCUUGUCCAUCCUUGUCACCGUCAUAGUCCUCAACGUUCACUUCCGGUCUCCCUCCACACACACCAUGUCGCCAUGGGUGCGAAGGGUGUUCCUCAACAUACUUCCACGACUGUUGAUCAUGCGUAGACCUACCACUGACCGGGAGGGAACGCAGUCACGUGUUACUGUAAGAACUUGGAACGGGGUGGAAAUACGAAAUUCCUACCCAGAUCAUAUAUGUAACACGAUAGACGGGGAGGACAUACGGUUCAUCCGCCAUGGACUAGAGGAACUAGUUGCUGCAGCGGAGACAGAUUCCUGCCAUAGGAGAAAACCGGUCCCGUUGGAGAUACAAAACGCUGUGGAUAGCGUUUUCUUCAUUGCUGAGCAUUUAAAGUCAGAGGACCAGGAAAAUUCAAUAAAAGAGGACUGGAAGUACGUUGCUAUGGUGCUGGACCGCUUGUUCCUGUGGAUCUUCACCACCGCCUGUGUAGUGGGAACUUUCGGGAUCAUUCUACAGGCGCCCACAAUUUACGACGCCAGAAUGCCUCUGACGCCCCAAGACACGUGCUUCCUGCCGUCUUAGUGAUGACGUCAUGUCUUGUGAUUGCGUCAUCGUGUGACGGUUCCAUAUCUGUGAUAGUGACGUUGAUAUGAUUGUGGACAUGUGUGGACGUGUGUGUCCUACUAGGGUUAUGCAAGGCCGUAUAGUGACUGUUGGGACAUGUUCGUGGUGAAAACGUGACAGAUUGUAUGUACACCGAUUGCCCUAGAGAUAGUAUAAAUGUUGCAGAUGUUACGAGUUUAGUGUUUAUUUAUUAGCUUUCAUAGUUUAUUUCUGUAAUAUCGUAGUAAACUAUUUGUAAACAAGAGUCAACCAAAUUGUGGUUUAAUGGCUUGAAAUACUUUUAAGACAAAAAAAAAUUGUUCCAUUUAUGCAUAAUGACCACAAGAUGGACAAUGUGUAUAAACGCCUACGUGGUAUCGUUUUAAGUAUUUAUAAUAUCCUUUUAGCAGUUAGUUAAAUAUUAUUUAAUAAAUAGAGACAAAAUUCUUAAAAAGUCAAUUAUUACGUCUUAGGUAAAUACAUAUCAUUUAUCGCCACUUGAUUUAUUGGUAGGACAAAUAAAUCUGACUCAUCAUGCCGCCGGAAUUAUGAGUCCGGAUCGUGUUACGUUUCAUAGUCUCCCUGAUUAGGUAGCUGUUUCCGCAAACGAGACAUUUUUGUUUUAUUAUUAAAAAAGAAUCUGGGAGAUUGUGAAGUAAUUCUAAUAUAUAAAUCUCAUCUAUACUUUUUGCUUAAUUUUGAAAUGUGCUGCGCAAGUAAAUAUUUUAUAUCACAUAAAAAGUGCCCUAUAACAUUUUCCUGUCCGUUUAAUAUUUUGAAUAGACACUUAGGGCGGUGUGACAUUUGUUGAUUAAUAAAACUUUGAUGUAAAAAUUUCAAACAUUUCUAAAAAUACAUUUUAAACAAUCCCAGACAGUUAAUAAGAACUUUAUUACGAUGUGAGUCGGGACAUUUUGUAGUCUACACAAAGGCCAUAGUCUUGUGAACAUUUACAGGAAGAGGUACUUUACAGCCAUUGACGAUGAGGAACAGUAAUAUGUCUGGUUUAGAAUUCAGGAACUGGUACAUGUUCUUUACAAUAUCUGGUUUAGCCUACAGAAACUGGUACUUUACAGCCUUGACAGGAACAGUGUACGUGUCGUUUAGUUUAUGUUUCAUAUCUCUUAUUGUUGUUGUUGUUGUUGUUAAUUUGUUCUUAUUUACAUUGGAAAUCUAAAUAGUUAACAAACA
Messenger RNA from Mizuhopecten yessoensis (Yesso scallop), 3010 nucleotides. Its product is annotated as acetylcholine receptor subunit alpha-like. The record is from RefSeq and is a predicted model, not a curated record. The coding region runs from base 281 to 1798 and encodes 505 amino acids. Gene Ontology annotation, molecular function: transmembrane signaling receptor activity; acetylcholine-gated monoatomic cation-selective channel activity. Gene Ontology annotation, biological process: signal transduction; chemical synaptic transmission; regulation of membrane potential. Gene Ontology annotation, cellular component: neuron projection; postsynaptic membrane; synapse. The transcript is spliced from 5 exons. NCBI's taxonomy places the organism in Eukaryota, Metazoa, Mollusca, Bivalvia, Pectinida, Pectinidae.